GAGCGCGCGGGACCGCCUCGUGCCUCCGCCGAGCGCGGGGUGGGGGACGGCGAGUAGAAGCUGCGCCACGGACUGGUGGAGGCGGACCGAGCUGUAUGAGGGCGGCCGGGGGGAUGCCCUAGCGGCUGUGGAGGGGAUCGGAGGAGGACCGGGGGGAGAAGCGAUCUCCAUGUUUUCCCCGACUCAGGAGGAGCACCUCGCCCCCAACAAGGAGCCCAUCAAGUACGGGGAGCUGGUGGUGCUGGGGUACAAUGGCUGCCUUCCUAAUGGAGACAGAGGGAGACGGAAAAGCAGAUUUGCACUCUAUAAGCGGCCUAAAUCCAACGGUGUCAGAGCCAGCUCAGUACACGUGGUUUCCACUCCCCAGGCCACUAAGGUAAUAGACUGUGAAUUCAGCAGUAGAGGUCAACACAGCAUCUCCUACACAUUAUCCCGAAGCCAGACAGUAGUUGUGGAAUAUUCUCAUGAUAAAGAUACAGAUAUGUUUCAGAUUGGGAGGUCAACAGAAAGUCCCAUUGACUUUGUAGUGACGGACACAGUUUCUGGUAACCAGAACGAUGAGACUCAGAUUACACAAAGUACCAUUUCCAGGUUUGCUUGCCGGAUCGUCUGCGAUAGGAAUCUACCAUACACAGCUAGAAUUUAUGCAGCAGGAUUUGACUCCUCGAAAAAUAUCUUUCUCGGUGAGAAAGCAGCUAAGUGGAAGAAUCCUGAUGGCCACAUGGAUGGACUAACCACCAAUGGUGUUCUUGUAAUGCAUCCAAAAGGAGGUUUUACUGACGAAUCUAAGCCCGGCGUAUGGAGGGAAAUUUCAGUCUGCGGUGAUGUGUACACUCUCAGAGAAACCAGAUCAGCCCAACAGAGAGGAAAACUUGUGGAAAAUGAAACCAACAUUCUACAGGACGGUUCUCUUGUUGACUUAUGUGGGGCUACCUUACUGUGGAGAACAGCAGAUGGCUUGUUUCAUGCACCAACUCAAAAACACAUUGAAGCCCUGAGACAGGAGAUCAAUGCAGCCAGACCUCAGUGUCCUGUUGGAUUAAACACUUUAGCAUUUCCUAGUAUGCACCGCAAGGAUGUAGUGGAAGAGAAACAGCCUUGGGCUUACCUUACCUGUGGCCACGUGCAUGGAUAUCACAAUUGGGGUCAUCGAAGCGACGCAGAUGCCAACGAGCGGGAAUGUCCCAUGUGUCGGACAAUUGGACCCUAUGUGCCUCUGUGGCUUGGCUGCGAAGCUGGCUUUUACGUAGACGCUGGUCCUCCUACACAUGCUUUCAGCCCUUGCGGACACGUGUGUUCAGAGAAGACUGCCAAAUACUGGUCUCAGAUCCCGCUUCCUCAUGGUACCCACGCAUUUCACGCUGCCUGCCCAUUCUGUGCAACACAGUUGUCUGGCGAGGAAAGCUGCAUUAAACUUAUUUUCCAGGGACCCAUUGACUGAUGCUAUUUAUAACAACCAGUAACAUUUUGUUAAUAAAAAAUGAAAACAAAAAAAAGCAAAAAAA
Nanorana parkeri is the source of this 1505-nucleotide messenger RNA. It is a transcript of the gene PELI2, whose product is annotated as pellino E3 ubiquitin protein ligase family member 2. Gene Ontology annotation, biological process: regulation of Toll signaling pathway; protein polyubiquitination. The record is from RefSeq and is a predicted model, not a curated record. Bases 170 to 1441 code for a protein of 423 amino acids. Gene Ontology annotation, molecular function: ubiquitin protein ligase activity; protein binding. The transcript has 6 exons. Lineage: Eukaryota; Metazoa; Chordata; Amphibia; Anura; Dicroglossidae.